Molecule: messenger RNA, 3442 nt
Organism: Triticum aestivum (bread wheat)
Lineage: Eukaryota; Viridiplantae; Streptophyta; Magnoliopsida; Poales; Poaceae
Product: probable leucine-rich repeat receptor-like protein kinase At1g35710
Exons: 3
Coding region: 332-3442 (1036 amino acids)
Biological process (GO): protein phosphorylation
Molecular function (GO): protein binding; ATP binding; protein kinase activity
Source: RefSeq, a predicted model, not a curated record
GCUCGAGCUCACACACGGACACCACCACCCGGCCUGGCAAACACACCAAGCACAAGGUACGUCUGCUCUCCGGACGGACAGCUGCUAGCUACCUGCAGAGGGGUGAGGUCGAUCAUGGCGAACUCUGCGGCGCGUGGGCCGCCGGCCGGUCGCCUGGUCCUCUUCGUUUGCCCUGCUCCUGCUGCUGCUUCUCCUUAGUCCCAGGCAAGCCCAGGGCCGCGCCACGCCCCGAGGCACUUCGCUGAGGGCUCAAGCCGCGGCGCUUCUCCACUGGAGAUCAUCCGUCAAGUACUCCGUCAAGCACCAGCUGGGAACCUGGAGAGAGGACGGCAUGUAUCCGUGCAACUGGACCGGCGUCACCUGCGGCGACACUCGGUCACGCCGAGGAACCAUGGUGAAGGUCAUCAGUGGAAUCUCGCUCGGCGGUGCCGGCAUUGCAGGGCGGCUGGACGCCCUGAGUUUCCAGUCACUCCCUUACCUCGUCAACCUCGACCUCAGCGACAACUACCAUCUCUCCGGUGCCAUCCCUCCAGGCAUCGGCUCUCUUUCCAUGCUUUCCACCCUCAACUUCUCUGGUGAUCAGCUCGUCGGGCACAUACCUGCAUCAAUCUGCAAUCUUGGGAGGCUUGUAGAAAUGGACCUCUCCAGCAACAAUCUCACUGGCCAAAUUCCUCCUGCCUUGGGCAAUCUUUCAGUAAUUGCUGUUCUCUAUCUAAAUGGGAAUAGGCUAUCAGGCAAUAUCCCAUGGCACUUCGGACAGUUUCAGAACAUGAGGGAGAUGGAUUUGAGCUGGAAUAUCCUUUCUGGCCAAAUACCUUCCGCCCUUGGGAACUUGACAAAUCUCAACGCUCUUAGCCUUUCUGAUAAUCGUCUCUCGGGACCCAUACCUGAAGAGUUAGGACAAAUCCAAAGCCUGCAAAUACUAUACAUGCAAAAAAACAACCUGGAUGGCAUAAUUCCGCCCUCCCUUGGAAACCUCACAUUGCUCAUAUACCUGACGACAUAUCGGAACCAACACACUGGUCCAAUCCCGGUAGAGCUUGGGACGCUCUCGAGCUUGAUUUUGUUGGACUUGUCAAACAACCAUUUAUCCGGUUCAAUUCCUUCUAGUGUUGCUGGAAAUCUUACUUCAUUGACCUAUUUCGCUAUUUCGCGUAACCAAAUAACUGGAUCCAUCCCUCACGAGUUCGGAAAUCUCAUGAAUCUGGAAACCCUCGACCUCUCGGUCAAUUUCAUAGUUGGAUCAAUUCCGUCAAGUAUUGGGAACAUGUCAACACUUAGCCGAAUUGACCUACAUAGCAAUAACCUCUCCAGGGAACUGCCGUUCGAGUUAGGAAAUUUGGCAAAUUUGGAAUCUUUUUCAUCCCCCAUAAACCAAUUGUCUGGCUCAAUCCCUCAAAGUAUCGGAAAACUGACGAGAAUGAAAGAAAUGAGACUAUUCACCAACCACCUCACUGGUCAUUUGCCUUCAUCACUAUCCAACCUUACCAAUUUGGUCGACUUUGAACUCGGUGACAACCAGCUAAUCGGACAGUUGCCAGAGUUAUGCCAAAGUAAAACGCUACAAUUUUUCUCAAUUUCUAAAAACAAUAUUGAUGGUCCUAUCCCAAAAGGCUUGAGGGAUUGCAGUUCACUAACAAGCCUCGGAAUAAAAAAUAAUCAGAUCGAGGGAGACAUAAGUGAAGCAUUUGGGGUAUAUCCACACCUCAAUAUCAUUAGUUUAUUUUCAAACAGGUUUGUAGGCCGGCUUUCGCCAAAAUGGGGCUCGUGUCAAAACUUGACAAGUAUUGAUUUUUCAAACAACAUGAUAGAAGGUAGUAUACCUUCUGAGAUGGGGAAGCUAAAAAAUCUUGCAAUUCUAAAUCUGGGUUUCAAUAGGUUGACCGGUGAGAUACCACCAGAAAUUGGCAAGCUAACUAGCAUGUAUUGGAUGGAUUUAAGAAACAAUCAACUAUCUGGCCAGAUCCCCAAGAAAAUCGGCCAACUUGGCAAUCUGGAGCUUCUUGAUUUCUCAAACAACCUGUUGAGUGGUAAAAUACCAGAAGAGAUUGGGAACUGUUUGAAACUGCAGGCGUUACAGAUGAAUAAGAACAACCUUAGUGGAACUCUUCCUGGUAGUUUGGGUCAUUUAGCUUCCCUGCAAGGAAUGCUUGAUCUUAGUAUGAAUAGUCUCAGUGGACCAAUACCAUCGGAACUAAGCAAACUGGAGAUGCUGAUCUUUGUAAACUUCUCGCACAAUCAAUUCAGUGGUGUCAUCCCUGUCUCCAUUGCAAGCAUGAAAAGCCUAUCAAUAUUUGAUGUAUCAUACAACUUCCUAGAAGGCUCUAUCCCACAAGGGAUCCAAAAUGCAUCAAGUGACUGGUUUCUCCACAACAAAGGUCUUUGUGGAGAUCUUAUUGGCCUAUCUCCUUGUGAUUUGCCUACCGCGGAUCAUAGACGAAAGCAUCAGAAAUUUAUACUAUCAAUCGGUCUUCCUAUGUUUAUCGCUACUAUCUCAAUAGCAGCGAGUGUAAUUGCCCUCCUGAUUUGCCGCAAGAAAGGAUCUAAAAAAACCGACUUUAUGAGCAAAAAGGAUGUAUUCUCUGUAUGGAGCUUUGAUGGUAGAAUGGCAUUUGAAGAUAUUAUUGGUGCAACUGACAAUUUUGAUGAGAAGCAUUGCAUUGGAGAGGGAUCGUAUGGCCGUGUUUAUAAAGCACAACUUCAAGAUGAACAAGUGGUUGCAGUAAAGAAACUCCAUGCAGGUGAUGAAGAGGCACAUGAUGAAGAAAGAUUCCAGCAUGAGAUUGAAAUGUUAACAAAAGUUCGUCAACGCAGCAUCGUCAAGUUGUAUGGCUAUUGUUCUCAUCCACGGUACAGGUUCUUUGUAUGCCAAUUCAUAGAGAGAGGAAAUCUAGCUUCUAUCUUAAGCAAUGAAGAACUAGCAUCCCAGUUCCACUGGGAAAGGAGGAUAGCUCUAAUAAGAGAUGUGGCUCAAGCCAUCACUUACCUCCAUCAUGAUGUUCACCCACCCAUAAUUCAUAGGGACAUCACAAGCAGAAACAUCUUAUUAGAUGUUGACUACAAAGCAUUUGUCUCGGAUUUUGGUAUUGCAAGAAUGUUAAAACCCGAUUCAUCGAAUUGGAGCGCACUAGCGGGGACCUAUGGCUACAUUGCACCUGAAUGUUCAUACACUUCUCUAGUCACGGAGAAAUGUGAUGUAUAUAGCUUUGGUAUUGUGGUGCUUGAGGUGUUGAUGGGCAAACACCCUGGAGAUUUGCAGGCUUUUCAUUCUUCACUCGAGGACCAGUUUCUACUGGAAGAAAUUUUGGACAAACGACUUCCACAACCCGAAGCUGGGGAGGAAGAAGUGAGACGGUGCAUCUCUGUGGCAUUUGAGUGCCUAACUCCUUCACCCAAAGAAAGGCCAACUAUGCUGAAAGUUUAUCGAGAUGUUUCCAUCUGA